AUGUCCUGCUAUGGUUGGGGCAGCGCCUUGGGAGCUGCGAAGGCUUAUGUGCGAGCACAUGCUGAAGAUGUUGGAACCAGCCUCUACUUUGUGAACGACUCUAUCCAGCAGGUUACCUUCUCCAGCACAGUGGGGGUGGUGAUCCCCUGCCCGGCAGCAGGGUCACCCAGUGCUGUCCUUCGGUGGUACCUUGCCACAGGCGACGACAUCUACGAUGUGCCCCACAUCCGGCAUGUCCAUGCCAAUGGGACUUUGCAGCUCUACCCCUUCUCGCCGUCAGCCUUCAAUAGCUUUAUCCACGACAACGACUACUUCUGCACUGCAGAGAACUCGGCAGGCAAAAUCAGGAGCCCAAAUAUCCGGGUUAAAGCAGUUUUCAGGGAACCGUACACCGUUCGUGUGGAGGACCAAAGGUCGAUGCGUGGAAACGUGGCUGUUUUCAAGUGCCUCAUCCCCUCAUCAGUGCAGGAAUAUGUUAGUGUUGUGUCCUGGGAGAAAGACACCGUUUCUAUCAUCCCAGGGCUCACAGCUGUGUUGGGGCCCCCCCGCAUCGUCCCCUCCUUCAGCGAGAAGGUGGUCAACCCCGGGGAGCAGUUCUCCCUGAUGUGCGCCGCCAAGGGCGCUCCGCCGCCGACCGUCACCUGGGCCCUGGACGACGAGCCCAUCCAGAGGGACAACGGGCACCGCACCAACCAGUACACCAUGUCGGACGGCACCACGGUGAGCCACAUGAACGUGACGAGCCCGCAGAUCAAGGACGGCGGCGUGUACCGGUGCACCGCGCGGAACUCGGUGGGCAGCGCCGAAUACCAAGCGCGAAUAAACGUAAGAGGUCCCCCGAGCAUCCGAGCGAUGAAGAACAUAACAGCAGUCGCGGGUAGGGACACUUUCAUCAACUGCAGGGUGAUUGGGUACCCAUAUUACUCCAUCAAGUGGUACAAGGACUCUUUGCUGCUGCCCGAUAACCACCGCCAAGUGGUCUUUGAGAACGGGACUCUUAAGCUGAUGGAUGUCCAGAAAGGCAUGGAUGAAGGAGAGUAUGUCUGCAGCGUGCUGAUCCAGCCCCAGCUCUCCAUCAGCCAGAGUGUCCACGUCACGGUGAAAGCUCCAGGGCCUCCUAAGUGGAAGGAGUGAGCCUUUUCUCCCAUCCGGAGCCGGGUGAUGUGCCAGGGUGUUCCUAGUGGCUCGAGAGAACUGCUUUGCUGGAAGCUGCUCCUUUUGGGGCCUGGCUGGCUGGAGGGGAUGUUCAAGCAGUGUUGGGGAUGCCCAGUGUUGCA
Molecule: messenger RNA, 1277 nt
Organism: Struthio camelus australis
Lineage: Eukaryota; Metazoa; Chordata; Aves; Struthioniformes; Struthionidae
Source: RefSeq, a predicted model, not a curated record